Messenger RNA from Trichoderma asperellum CBS 433.97, 1770 nucleotides. RefSeq lists its product as uncharacterized. Gene Ontology annotation, molecular function: ATP binding; tRNA binding; serine-tRNA ligase activity. NCBI's taxonomy places the organism in Eukaryota, Fungi, Ascomycota, Sordariomycetes, Hypocreales, Hypocreaceae. The record is from RefSeq and is a predicted model, not a curated record. Gene Ontology annotation, cellular component: mitochondrion. Gene Ontology annotation, biological process: mitochondrial seryl-tRNA aminoacylation.
GUGGCCUCGAGACAGUGCAAAAUUUACACUGUCUGAUCCCGCUUAAUCGCAUAUCAGAGCUCUGUCCACCACACCACCAUCAUGAGAUUGAAGCUCCAAAGAGCUUGACAUCAUAAACCAUGCCUCGACAAAACCCGCCAUGAUCUCCUCACUAUGCCGCUUGCGCUGCCCUCAGUGGCGGCUACAAGCCCGGAUCUUCUCUGCGCGGAGCUUCUCAGAAGCCAAGCGUCCUUCAUCUGCACCAAAACCCAUCAUCGACAUCAAACACAUUCGACAGAACCCGGAGCUCUACAAGAAUACCUGCCUGGAGCGCAACUACAAACGGCAGGCGUCUCAUCCUGCAAAAAUAGGCCAAUUGCAUGCCGAGUGGCAGCAACUUCAAAAGGAUGGCCGCACGCUGAGGGAGAGGUCGAAUUUGCUGAGAAAAGAGCUGGCGAAUUCAGCGACUAGCAGCGAUGACGAGGACCUGAAGGAUGUGAAGAACAUGAGCCGGGAGAAGGUCCAAGAGGAAGCGAAGGCGCUGAAGAAUGAGCUGAUUGUGAUUGAGAAGAAGGAGGCCGAUGCGGUUGCGCAGAUGGAGGCGCUGGCGCUUGAGAUUCCUAACCUCACCAGCGCGGAUACGCCAAGGGGAGAUGAACCUGAAGUCUUGACCUACAUCAAUGAGCCUCCGAGCUUUGAACAGGGGCCUGAGAAAAUUUGGAGGUCGCACGUACAUAUUGGCGCCGAAUUGGGCAUUCUCGACUUUGCUGGUGCAGCCACGGCGUCUGGCUGGGGAUGGUAUUACCUACUUGGCGAAGCAGCACAGCUUGAGCAAGCUCUGAUCCAAUACGCCCUUGCGGUGGUAACUAAGCAUGGAUGGACGCAAGUAUCGCCCCCUACCAUGGUGUACAGCCAUAUUGGUGCUGCCUGUGGCUUCCAGCCUCGAGACCAGAAUGGCGAGCAGCAAGUCUAUGCGAUUGCCCAGUCCCAAGCAGAUGCUGAGCGAGGUGUACCUGAGAUGAGCUUAGCGGGCACUUCUGAGAUUCCUCUCGCCGGCAUGAAGGCCAUGGCUACUAUCGACGCCGUUGAUUUGCCCAUGAAGAGAGUCGCCGUAUCAAGAUGCUAUCGUGCCGAAGCUGGAGCUCGUGGCGCCGAAACAAAGGGCCUCUAUCGCGUGCACGAGUUUUCAAAGGUGGAAAUGUUUGCGUGGACGAACCCCGAUGAAUUUGAAGCGCGAGAAGUCUUUGACGAGAUACUAGACAUCCAGACAGAGAUUCUCUCCUCUCUAGGACUGUACUGUCGCGUCCUGUCCAUGCCAUCCACUGAUCUUGGCGCCUCCGCCACCCGCAAGAUCGAUAUGGAAGCUUGGUUCCCCAGUAGAGAGCACCACAGCGGCGGAUGGGGCGAAGUCACGUCCGCGAGCCUUUGCACCGACUACCAGACGAGGCGAUUAGCAACGCGCCUUAGGACAAGCAGCGGCAAACUAGCUUUUCCAUGGACGGCGAACGGUACGGCAUUGGCGGUUCCUAGAGUUUUGGCGGCGAUGCUGGAGAAUGGAUGGGACGAGGAAGAAAGGACAGUGGCAAUCCCAGAAUGUCUGUGGCCAUGGAUGGGACAGCAAAAGAUUGUACCUAAAGGAGUCGUGUUUCCAUAGCCUUCCAAAAAGAAUGAUAUGUCUUGAUCACAGCCCAAGUUCCGGACGACAUGGCGAGGAUGAUAAGAUAGAGAGAAAGAAUACUAAGAUAGCAAAUGAUGUUAGUAUAGGUGAAGCUAUUCGUAUCGAAUAAUAAG